This is a messenger RNA of Belonocnema kinseyi, 3378 nucleotides long. RefSeq names its product DDB1- and CUL4-associated factor 10. Gene Ontology annotation, cellular component: Cul4-RING E3 ubiquitin ligase complex. The record is from RefSeq and is a predicted model, not a curated record. The coding region runs from base 461 to 2524 and encodes 687 amino acids. Gene Ontology annotation, molecular function: protein binding. Lineage: Eukaryota; Metazoa; Arthropoda; Insecta; Hymenoptera; Cynipidae. The transcript has 6 exons.
GCGCAUACGUAUUUGUGUUACAGGGAUUCUAUUCGGUUUUUGAAAAAAGUAUUUAUCCUUAUCAGGGAACAUUAUUUUUCCUUGUCAAAUAAAUAAUUAGCUUCUAAGAUCUUGAGUCUUAUUUAAAAUUAGAAUCAGUGUUAAUAACAAUAAACGAUUGUACAGAAGUCGAAGCACAUUCCGAAAGUUAUACCUAACCUUUACUUGUAAACCUUGAACUGCAACUGCAACACGAGUGAUUGCAAUGUGAAUGAAAUCAAAAAAAUCUUGUAAUAUGCAGGUUUAAUCUCUAAUUUGUGGUGCAUAUAGAGAAAUUAAUUUGACGGCUUUUUAUUGUUGAGGAAAGAGACUAACAAUUUGUGAUUAGGGCAUAGCUUCUGUGAAGUUACGGAAAGUUGUCAAAAUUGGUUGCAUGUAAUCUGCAUGCAAUUAAUUUUUCGAUCAAGAAGAGGACGACAAAAUGCCAAAAAUUAAAACGAAACUAUCUAUAAAUAAUAUGUGGUUGAGACAGCGAGAACUUGGCAUAAGCCAACCGCUCGGUCACAAUGAUCGUUUUCACAAAACUUUAUAUUCGUCUAUUCAGUCUGUUACUUCUUGGGAUCAUAAUGAAAAUCUCUAUAGUGCGAUUCACGGCGGGGUUUUCAACUUGGAAUACUCUCCUGAUGGAUCGCUUUUGCUAGCUGCGUGUGAAAAGAAAAGCGUUUUAAUGUUUGAUCCCUUAACUCGACGACUGAUUCGUGCUAUUGAUAAUGCUCACGGAGAUUGUGUCAAUUGCGUAAGAUUUCUGGAUCAACGGAUAUUUGCGACUUGUUCCGACGACAGCACAGUAGCACUUUGGGAUUCUAGGAAUUUAAAACAAAGAAUUAGAACUCUUCAAGGUCAUUCAAAUUGGGUAAAAAAUAUAGAAUACUGUCCCAAUGAUGGUUUACUAUUGACGAGCGGUUUCGAUGGCAGUAUUUAUACCUGGGAUAUAAACAGUAGUUUUACAGAGAAUAGCUGUCUAUAUACUAGAGUAUUCCAUACAAAUGGACUGAUGAGAACGAGAUUAAGUCCUGACGCUAGUAAAAUGCUCAUUUGCACAACUUCUGGUUAUCUAAUUAUAAUACACGAUCUCAAACUGAGUACUUUAACAGCCGACCUUCGAGGAUUUAAGCCAAACAUGUAUCGACUAAUGCAACAAUCACAGACAACCAUUCCAAUGGCUGCAAACUUCACUCAUCUUUUUUCUCAUAAGCGCAAACAUAAUCGAGUCGAAUUCUUGACCGAUUUUCCGGACGGCAAUGAUGCCGAAGUGAUAUCUAGUUUACAAGUUCAUCCGCAGGGAUGGUGUGCAUUGUCACGGAAUAUUAGCGCUGGAGAAAAAUCUGAGUGGACAUGCGUGCACGAUAUUCAGGAACGCGAUAUGACUGAAGUUUUCGAGCUGCUGAAAGAAGCUGGAGAAAAAGCCAGCCACUUAAACGACAUGCCCGAGGAAUCAGACGAGUCACAACAACCCCUGCAGCCCUCACGUUCCGGAAUAACCUCGACAUUUUUAAUCGAUCGAGCCAAUCGUGGCCGAAAUUCACAAGCGGGGUCCGAGGCAAGGUCCAGUUCUUUCGUGAGAACCGACGUGACCCAACCCGUUUUUCCAUCAAGGACCAACAACUGGCAGGAAGGAACACGACGGAGUUUGCGUCUCCAAUCACGAAAUUCGCGCUCCCAGCGAAACUCGAGCAAUAAUUUCACCGUGAUUGACAUCGGUUCGAGGAGUCAAACCGCAGAAUCCAGUGACGGCACUGAAAGACAGGACGAUGCAUUCAAUGAAGAAAGCGAGGAGGCAACGUCCCGGGGCGAGAGUUCAGCCCGAGACGAGGAACGUCAGCGACUGGGUGUCCAGUUGAAUGAAUUGCGACGAAGAGAUCUGAUCGACAAUCGGAAUUUUUCCACGGGAAAUGUGGAGUUGCAUGUCAGCUCGGCUGAUGUCUGGGAAGCUUUGGUCGCCUUCCGGGAGACGAGAUCGCGACGAGAGCGUGGUCGGGAGAUUCACUCUUCGAAUGAAUGGCGGGAUUGGAUGGCCUCGCGAACUAGCAACGCGAUCAGCGUAAAUCUGCCGAGAUCAUCGUACACGGUUGUCAUCACCGGCGAGAAUCGAAUUCGAGCGCCAAGUCAGACUAGUCAAACUCAUCAGCCGAUGUACGCCCUCACGAGGAAUGAGAAUAUUCAUCAGAAUAUUCCGAGACUGACGCACUAUAUUGAGGAGCCGAAUGUUGGGUCGGGUUAUAUCAAAGAAUUGUGUUUCUCCGCCGACGGACGAGUGAUCUGCUCGCCUUUUGGCUAUGGCGUUCGACUUUUAGCCUUUUCGAAUGAAUGCCAGGAAUUGUCGGACUGUGUGCCGUCCUUCAAUGAAUCGGUGCAACUUCAUGAAUUGGCGACUAAUGCUAGUCACGCGGAUAUUGUAGUGAGUACGAAAUUUUCGCCAAGACACUGCCUUCUCGUUUCGGGAUGUUUAAGUGGGAGGAUAGUCUGGCAUCAGCCAGUAGUUUAAUUAUGAUGAACUGACUCGUGGAGUUGAGUUUAUUACACAAAAAGCGAUCUGUUUUUUCUUCUUCUUCUUCUUCUUUUUCCCACGAAGGCGUUAUAUUUGCAGGUCUCACAGCCUGGUGCGAACUUGCUCGAUAUUUUUGUAAGUUAUUCCCGAUUUUCAGUUGUAAGUGUAGGUUUUUAAAAAAUCUGCACUGGAAUCGAAACUGAAGAAAGAUUGGUCUUACUUUUGUGAAAGUCUGAAGACACUUUUUUUAGUAUUGAAUUUAUUGAGAUUGAAGUUUACUUUGGAAUUAACUAGAUUAUUUUUAAUUAAAUUUGUGUGGAUUCCCUUGAAUUUAGAUCGAAAUUUGAGUCAUUUUUUGUCAAUUAAUUUCAAUUGCUUUCCCAUAGAUGGACUUUUUAUUUAUUUAUUUGGAUUUACUGCGAAAUUCUUGGGGGAAAAAAAUUAGAAUCUAACGAUCAGAUUUGGGUAAAAUACUCUAAAAGGUCUUUAUUGAAAUUAAAGGAGGAAGAAAAAAAUUCGAACUCCAGAUUCCCUUCCUAUUUACAUUUUUUUUUAAAUUUAAAUGAAGACAUUUUAAAGUGUUAAAUUUAAAGUUUGAAUAGGAAUUUAUAAUUUCUUCUAUUCUGAUAUCUUUUGUUGCUUUUUUUAUUUUCUGGCAAUGAGAUUUUCGGAAGGACAGAAAUCUUAAAUUGAAAAGUAUUGAAAGUGUUAGUCUUUUUUUUCUAAUUGAAAAGCACUCGCUGUAAGGAUGCAAACUUAUUUCAUAUACAUGAAGAAGCAAAACCAGGGUGGCCACUGGACCACGCUCGAUUUCAACAGUUUUUAAAUAAUUAUUGGAAUUGUUAUGUUUU